Molecule: messenger RNA, 1073 nt
Organism: Cucurbita pepo subsp. pepo (vegetable marrow)
Lineage: Eukaryota; Viridiplantae; Streptophyta; Magnoliopsida; Cucurbitales; Cucurbitaceae
Product: proteasome subunit alpha type-3
Biological process (GO): ubiquitin-dependent protein catabolic process
Cellular component (GO): proteasome core complex, alpha-subunit complex; proteasome core complex
Source: RefSeq, a predicted model, not a curated record
GAUUUUCUUGAGAAGAAAGAAAUUGAAGCGCAGAAAAGCACACAGAGCUCUUCUUCGUCUUCUUCAUAAUCUCUGCUCCUCAAAUUAGCAAUCGAAACUCGCUUUCCACUACUCCAAAGAACCACAAGCAAUGAGUAGCAUUGGAACUGGUUAUGAUCUUUCCGUCACCACAUUCUCCCCCGAUGGCCGCGUUUUCCAGAUCGAGUACGCCGCUAAGGCCGUCGACAACAGCGGGACUGUUAUUGGAAUCAAAUGCAAAGACGGAGUCGUUAUGGGCGUGGAAAAGCUAAUUACCUCUAAGAUGAUGCUUCCUGGUUCUAAUAGAAGAAUUCACGCUGUUCAUCGUCAUUCUGGCAUGGCGGUGGCAGGAUUAGCAGCAGAUGGAAGACAAAUAGUUGCUCGAGCCAAGUCGGAAGCAACCAAUUACGAAAGUAUUUAUGGUGAACCAAUUCCUGUUAAGGAAUUAGCUGAUCGUGUUGCCAGUUAUGUGCAUCUCUGUACACUUUACUGGUGGCUCAGACCUUUUGGAUGUGGCGUAAUUCUUGGAGGCUAUGACAGAGAUGGACCACAAUUGUACAUGGUUGAACCAUCCGGUGUUUCCUAUAGGUACUAUGGUGCUGCAAUUGGGAAGGGUAGGCAAGCUGCAAAAACGGAAAUUGAGAAGUUGAAACUCUCUGAAUUGACAUGUCGGCAAGGUGUUAUUGAAGUAGCCAAGAUUAUUUAUGGAGUACAUGAUGAGGCAAAGGACAAGGACUUCGAGUUGGAAAUGAGUUGGAUCUGUGAUGAAUCAAACCGCCAACAUCAGAAGGUUCCAGAGGAUCUUCUAGAGGAAGCAAAGGCAGCUGCUAAAGCUGCCCUGGAAGAGAUGGAUGCUGAUUAAGGAAGUUGAAAACUUCAUAGGUGUGUUCUUACUGUGCUGCUGCUAUUGCUUUAUUUAGUUUAAAGGGUCUGAUUUGAGCAUGUCGUUAGAAUUUUCGAAGGAUUCAGGAAGUGAUGAAACUUAAUGUGAUUUUCAUACUGCUUUGUUGUACUGUUCUUAAUCAAAUUGAGGCCUUUUUUCCCCCUCUUCUGAA